Molecule: messenger RNA, 1362 nt
Organism: Panicum hallii
Lineage: Eukaryota; Viridiplantae; Streptophyta; Magnoliopsida; Poales; Poaceae
Product: secretory carrier-associated membrane protein 1
Exons: 13
Coding region: 188-1105 (305 amino acids)
Biological process (GO): protein transport
Cellular component (GO): trans-Golgi network membrane; recycling endosome membrane
Source: RefSeq, a predicted model, not a curated record
CACCCGCCUCCUCUCCUUCGCAAGACGGCAAAGCGGAGUCGCCAGCGCUCCAUCUAGUCGGUGUGGGGGCGGUGCUGCGUGCGUGCGCGCUCCUCCCUCUUCCGUUGGGCAGGAGGACUCCUCGUCGCCGCCUCACUACUCCAAUCUCCAUCGCCAUUGCCGGCGCAAGCAAAGAGGGCGGAGCGGGAUGGCGGGGCGCUACGACAGCAACCCCUUCGAGGAGGAGGACGUGAACCCUUUCUCGGAACAAGCGCGCGGCAAGGCUGGCGGGCAGUCCAACUUCGGCGGCGGCGCAUUCUACAUGCCUAACCCCAGAAACGUGGCUCCCGCAUCCAAUUCACGCCUUUCGCCGCUUCCUCCUGAACCGGCAGACUUCAGUGCCACAGUGGAUAUACCACUUGACUCGUCAAAGGACCUUAAGAGAAGGGAGAAGGAGCUGCAAGCAAGGGAAGCGGAGUUGAACAAGCGGGAGAAGGAAUUGAAAAGGAGAGAGGAGGCUGCAGCACGAGCUGGUAUUGUCAUUGAGGAGAAAAACUGGCCCCCUUUCCUGCCACUCAUCCAUCAUGAUAUCACCAAUGAGAUACCAAGUCACCUUCAAAGAAUGCAAUAUUUUGCAUUUGCAUCGUUUCUUGGGUUGGUUUGCUGCCUGUUCUGGAACGUCAUAGCAGUUACUACAGCUUGGAUCAAGGGGGAAGGUGUUAAGAUCUGGUUGUUGGCUAUAAUCUACUUCAUAUCUGGUGUUCCUGGUGCAUAUGUUUUAUGGUAUCGCCCUCUGUAUAAUGCCAUGAGGACUGAUAGCGCAUUGAAGUUUGGAUUGUUCUUCUUGCUUUACUUGUUCCACAUUCUUUUCUGCGUGUUCUCUGCUGUGGCUCCCCCUGUUGUAUUUGAGGGAAAAUCAUUGGCAGGAAUUUUGCCAGCAAUUGAUCUUCUCAGCGUGAAUGCUUUAGUUGGGAUCUUCUACUUUGUUGGAUUUGGAUUGUUCUGUCUCGAGUCAUUGCUCAGCAUUUGGGUCAUCCAGCAAGUGUACAUGUACUUCCGAGGCAGUGGAAAAGCAGCAGAGAUGAAGCGUGAUGCGACAAGGAGUGCCAUGAGAGCCGCAUUUUAAGUGCGGCGGAGUACAUUUCAGAUGAUAGUCCCAAGCGUAUACUUACCGUGGAUAGGUUGUGCUACAAAUGAAAGUAUAUGUUUACUCCUUGACUAUAAUGCCAAAAUUAUCAGUAGGUUAUCGUGGUGUUGCAAGCGACAUUACGUGACUCGCCAUCUUCUUUUUUAACCUAUAUAGAGGAUGUGCAGCUUUUAUAGCAUUACUUCAUCCAUCUUUUUUCCUAGUCGCAAUUGGAGUGGAGCAUCAUCUUUAAUUUA